This is a messenger RNA of Pogoniulus pusillus (Red-fronted tinkerbird), 3118 nucleotides long. It is a transcript of the gene CRYM, whose product is annotated as crystallin mu. Gene Ontology annotation, cellular component: cytoplasm. Gene Ontology annotation, molecular function: thyroid hormone binding. Lineage: Eukaryota; Metazoa; Chordata; Aves; Piciformes; Lybiidae. The record is from RefSeq and is a predicted model, not a curated record. The coding region runs from base 70 to 1014 and encodes 314 amino acids. Gene Ontology annotation, biological process: thyroid hormone metabolic process. The transcript is spliced from 8 exons.
AUAGCGUCAGCGCCGAGCGAUCAGCUCGUCGGUGGCGUGCGGCGCUGCCUGGUAUCUGUGGCGAUCGCCAUGGGCUCGACUCCGCCUGUGUUCAUCGGCGCCGAGGAGGUGGAGAAGCACCUGCACCGUGCCAGCCUCCUGCUGCCGGCGCUGGAGGCUGCCCUGGCCAACUUCUCUGCCGGCGCGGCGGGAGGCGUCGUGCAGCCCGUGCGCACCGUGGUGCCGGUGCACCGGCACGGCGGGUACCUAGGAGUCAUGCCUGCCUACAGCGCUGUAGAUGAUGCUCUGACAACCAAGUUGGUGACCUUUUAUGAGCACAAGAAGGAUUCUUCUGUCCCUUCGCACCAGGCGACCAUCCUCUUAUUUGACCCCAGAAACGGCUCUUUAAAAGCUCUCCUAGAUGGCAGUGUCAUCACAGCCAAACGAACUGCUGCGGUUUCUGCCAUUGCCACCAAGUUGCUGAUGCCAGCUUCUGCUGAAGUGCUGUGCAUUUUGGGAGCUGGUGUGCAAGCAUACAGCCAUUAUGAGAUCUUCACAGAGCUGUUCACCUUUAAAGAGGUCAGGAUAUGGAAUCGCACCAAGGAGAAAGCAGUGAAGUUUGCCGCCGCAGCCAGUGGCCCGGUGCAGGUCUGCUCCUCUGCUCAGGAGGCAGUCGCUGGGGCUGAUGUGAUUGUGACAGUCACUAUGGCGACUACACCAAUCCUGUUUGGAGCCUGGGUGAAGCCAGGUGCCCACAUCAAUGCUGUUGGAGCAAGCAGACCAGACUGGAGAGAACUGGAUGAUGAACUGAUGAAGAAUUCUGUUCUGAUUGUGGAUUCCAGAGAAGCUGCUCUGACAGAAUCAGGAGAUGUGAUAUUAUCAGAGGCUGAGAUUUUUGCUGAGCUGGGAGAAGUAGUGAAGGGCACAAAACCAGCCCUGCCUGAGAAAACAACAGUGUUUAAAUCGCUGGGGAUGGCAAUCGAAGAUACAGUAGCAGCAAAGUUUGUUUAUGAGUCCUGGUCAGCUGGUAACUGAAGAGAGAAGAUGCCAACGAGGCCAAGAAAAUUGAUUGCACUCAGUCCCCUUGGGUAUCCUGUUGAGCAGAAAGGCACCACUCCUGUCUGAAUGCAGCUCUUCUAAUACAGUCAAGAAUGGAAAUUCAAAUAUCAGCUAAUUAGACUAACUUGUGUAGCUUUCUUAUGGCAAGUGUUAGAUAUCUGCAGUAUUACUAAUGAGCAUAUCCCAUGUCAUGGCAAGUACUAGAUGUUUGCAGUGGCACUAAAAGGGUCCUUGUAUGCAUUUGGGUAUCAUUCUGGCACAGGUACCUUUCCUAAUUCUUGGUGUAGCAGAAGUCUGUGGGUAGAUUUCAUGGUUACAGAGAGGUGGAUCAUGCUGGGGUGAAAUACAUCAGCUUGGAGAACAGUCUCUGGCAUCUUAUUUACCUGUGAUGGUACUUUGAAUGUGGCUUUCAGAGGUACCUUGAUAGUCUCUCCUGGAAACACAGCCCAUCUCUGACCCUUGGACACCACUUCCCCUCCAACUCAGACUGGAAUCUGGGUGUCACUAUCCUUGUUUCUACCCUCUACAAAAUUGCCCUGCCCUCAGACUCAGUGGUUUCAUUUAAGAGCACACCUUGAGUGGGAAUUGAUAUAAAUAAUGAUGCCUCCACACAGUCACAUUUCUGCCUCUUUUCAGAGAAGACCUGGCUCAGGGAGAAGCAGAGUGCAAAAACCCUGAGCUAAUACUCUGUACAUUUUAGCUAGGAGGAAAUUGCACUCAGUACCUCUCAGCAUAUUCCUGAGUGGGAUAUUGACACUUUCAUAUUGCAAGGAGUCACCCAAGAUGUGAGCACUAAAAGAAGUGGGUUUUGACUUGACUAUAUCUGGGGGGGGAUUUUUGUUUGUAAUCUUGGGUGUUUGUAAGUUUGUCUUCCUAAACUUCUUGAAGGUUGGAACUGUGGGAAUUGAUUACAGUAUUGCCUUUAUAAAGGCAAGUAUUUUCAGCUUGGCUGUGCCAUGGGUCAGUUGUUAAUGGUUCUUUUACCCCAUUGCAUCUCUGCUGGGGCAGGAACUUCCAUGGUCAUUUCCUGGUGGAUGUUCUACCUAAGAAGAAGUUGUAGUUCUGUGCAACUGGCUUACAAAAGGUUGAGCAUCUGCUGACACAUGGCUGUUGCCCCAGAAACAAAUCCUUUCAUGCAGGCUAUUGAGUGCUCCUUCUCCCCAUGGAAGGAUUAGAUGACGUGGUGAUCCUGUACUGAUGUCAGUAGAACACAGUGGAGCAAAGGGAAGGAGGCUCGGAAGCAGUUAGUGUUGAAGCCCUUGAUGGUGUGUAAGUAAGUACAGAAGAGGUUAAUGAGUACAGGGCAGUUGUGACAUAAAGAAUACUCACAUUAUAAGCCUGGUGUCAACUGGUUGGAAUAAAGUAGUCAGUGGCAGAGUUUUAGCAUGGAAGUUUUAUCAGAGCAGUAAGUGAACAGGGCUAAAGGAUGUGUUUGUAUGAACAGAAUCUAACUCCACGCAGCAGAAACAAGAACAGAAAUUUCUCUGUGAGCUUUGGGGUUUGUUUAAUGGUAGCAAAUUACCCUUCUGUUGUUACAUGUGUGGUGGUGUUGUUCUUGAGUUCUGGAGGGCUCAGAGGUGUGAGUGUUGCUGAACUAACAGGCUGAGUCAAUAGAGAAUGCCAUUAGCUUAAGACAAAUGUGACAGCCAUCGAUGUUCUGUAAUUCAGCAACUACAGAAACCUGCACUUAGGACAGCAUUACCCAAGUUCUGUGCCUGCACAAAACAAGGUUUGGCAUUUGAAGUGAGGCAGUGCUGGGAAGAAGACAAAUACAGUUGAUUUCCAUGUGUGCUCUUCUGCAGUGGAUGUGCUUCAAAAGCAGAUGGAGCUGGUCCAAAAGCCUGGAUCUUGGCUUUCCUUUGCCACAGGACAUUCUGAGAGCCUGUUUUCAGCGUUGUGCCUGUUGAUUCAUGAGGGGGAUUAGAUCCAAUGAAUGGGAUUUGCUUGGAUACUGCCUUGAGACUUAUUUUUUAUUUGAGAGAAAAUGAUAGCACUCCCUUCUAUGUUUCCUUUUCUUGGCAAUCACUUUCAAGACACAUGUAACUUGCAUUUAUGUUCUAAUUAAAUAGAUAGCACUGGU